Molecule: messenger RNA, 2177 nt
Organism: Selaginella moellendorffii
Lineage: Eukaryota; Viridiplantae; Streptophyta; Lycopodiopsida; Selaginellales; Selaginellaceae
Product: F-box/LRR-repeat protein 14
Exons: 16
Coding region: 305-2041 (578 amino acids)
Biological process (GO): SCF-dependent proteasomal ubiquitin-dependent protein catabolic process
Cellular component (GO): SCF ubiquitin ligase complex
Molecular function (GO): protein binding
Source: RefSeq, a predicted model, not a curated record
ACGGAUUUCUCGAGAGAUGGGUAUUCGUCUUCCCUAAGUGAAAGUGAAUGGCUAUGGAGGAGGAAGCUUGCAUCCGCUGCUCCACGAUACGAUAGCGGCGGGGCGAGGAAAGAGGGGAAAUAAAAGCUUCUCGGUGUUUCUGCCAUGGCCAUCGCGGAUUCUCUGUCUUGGGCGGCGGCGGAGGUGAGAAUUUUCGCGGCAAUUGGCAGGAGUCGAGGCGAUCGGCCAAGAGCAUCGGGUUGAGCGAUCGGCCUAGAAACUAGGAGGAGGAAUCCAGAGAAAGCCAACAAACAAGGAGAAAAAAAUGGGAGGUGCUUGCUCGAGAAAGAGAGACCAAAGGGAAGGAGACCUUGACGAUGGCUAUGGUGGCUCCGCGAGAUUUAGUCGCAGCUUCUACUUUCGCUGGCCUUCCAGGAACUUUGAGAGGGAUAUUAGCGACGAGCAAGACAAUGCAAACAAGGCUCCAUCGCUCCUGGAGCUUGCAGUGCGAGAGACUUGUAAGAACACACAAGGUAUCAAAUCGUUUGAGAAGCUGCCGAGGGAUUUAACGCAGAAGAUCCUCAACGAGCUCGUCCAGACUCAAGCUCUUUCUCGAGAGCUCUUUCAAGCUUUCGAGGACUGUGCCAUCCAGGACAUUUAUCUCGGCUACUAUCCGGGUGUUGAUGAUAGCUGGAUGGAAGUCAUAGGCUCGCAGAAGUUUUGCUUGCUAGCGGUGGAUUUUUCUGGUUCUAUGGUUACGGACGAAGGCGUGCAGUGCCUUCAAAUCUGUGAAAACGUAGAGAUCAUCUGCAUGAACGAAUGUAAAUACAUAUCAGACAUUUCUCUGAGCUACUUCACAGGCUUCACGAAUCUUACGUCGUUGAGCUUCCAAAAGAACAAACUUAUAACUCCGGCUGGGAUGAGACACUUGGCUGGUCUCCCAAACCUCAAGCACUUGGAUUUGGAGCGAUGUCCAAAGAUUCACGACGGCCUUGUUUAUAUCAAAGGACUCACAAAGCUGGAGAAACUAAAUCUCGGAUGGUGCAACUGCAUCCGGAGCUCCGACAUGAAGCAGCUUUCUGGUUUAACCAACUUGCUGGAACUCCAAAUCUCCCGAAGCAAAGUCAAGGACUUUGGAAUCACCUUCUUGAAAGAUUUGAAGAAACUCGAAGUACUAAACAUGGAAGGCUGCCCAGUGACUUUUGCCUGCAUGGACACGAUUGCUGGUUUGACUUCCUUGACAACUCUCAAUCUCAAGUCCUGCUACAUCUCAGAUUUCGGCUGCCGAAAACUCGAAGGCCUCGGAAACCUCAAGAACUUGAAUCUGAGCUACACAAAUGUGAGCGACGCUGGAAUGGUGUACCUCAAAAACCUCAAGAGUCUCCAGUUCCUAAACCUUGACUCGUGCAAGAUCGGAGAUCAAGGAGUACAGAACUUUAAAAACCUUGUAAAUCUCAAGAGCUUGGAUCUUUCCGACUCGCUGAUUGGGAACCAUGCUCUCAACUUCCUCACGGGCCUCUCGAAGCUCGAGAGUCUAAAUAUCUCGUCCACAAUGGUGACGGACAUGGGCCUGCACAAGAUCUCAGGCUUAACAUCGCUCAAGUCUUUGAACAUUGACUCACGACAGAUUACUGACACCGGCCUCAUGGCCCUCACAAGCUUAACUAAUCUUACGCACCUGGAUCUGUUUAGCGCUCGCAUCACGGACUAUGGCAUCGGCAGCCUUCGACAUUUCAAGAAGCUACAGUCCCUGGAGGUCUGUGGUGGUGGAAUAACAGACGUAGGUGUCAAGAGCUUAAAAGAUCUGACAGAUCUUACGUACUUGAACCUCUCGCAGAAUGGUCAGCUGACUGACCAAGCCUUGGAGGCUCUCUCGGGCUUGACGAAGCUCGUGUCGCUCAACGUCGGGAACUCGUCCGUGACGAAUGCGGGGCUGCAGCACUUGCUGCCGCUCAAGAAUCUCACGUCGCUGGCGCUCCAGUCGUGCAAGGUGACGCUGUGGGCGAUCCAGAAGCUGCAAGCGUCGUCGCUCCCCAAUCUGGUGAUCGUCCGACUGCGGUGAAAUGAAAUCAUCCACCCUUGCGAUGAAUCGAUCGGAGCACGAAGAACACUGAAGAAGAAAACUCGCUGUAAAUAAGUACGUUUGCAACUCAAGCUGUAGAUACACACAAUGGAAAGAAAGAAUUCGUUUGCGCAAA